GAGAGUCUGUGUUCGUCAGGAUUGGGUUGAGAGCAGUUAAGAGGAUUUGAUUUCACAUGUCUGGUGAGAGGAAAAGAGUAUGAGUGAGAGUGUGCAAUUAAAAAGUACACCGUAUCACAAUGUAAAGGAGGAAAAUUGCAGAUUUACUGUGUAUUCUUUGUGAAUGAUGUUGUCUCUAUAAGCUAAGAUAAUAAUAACUGUUUGGACCAAAAAAUGGCCAGCUUUCCUUCUGUGUUGUGAAAGCAACCAAAAGUUCAAAAGCAGAAAUAAAUUCACUUAUUAAAGCUCCAAAUCAGGGACAUAAGAAUACUAUUUACCUCCAAAAGAGGUUUAAUAGUCUGUUAGAUAUAAGAUAAAUGUAACUUACACUCACCUUUUCUGAGCUCCACACUUGCAUAACUUUUUCCACACAUUAUAUACAGUCUAUCAGGGUUUCAUAAUAUAUAUCCACUAAACAUUAACAAACUCAUGAGCUAACAAGGGUGAGAGUAAGCAGCUGUUGAUUUGUGCAUGUGCUUCUAUGAGCCACGCUGUGGGAGGGAUCCCACUUCGUUUUCUUAAUAAGAUAAACAUAUCCUUUACUCCAUGUGAUCACACCGAUUUCUAUUCAGAGUGUAAGCUUGAUUGAUUACUUAUUUACUUUAUAGAUUGGGGUGAUGUAACUGUGUUUUGGCACGUAAUACUCCAACGAAACAAUGGACUCAGCAGCUUUUUUGGGGCAGGAAACGCCCACAUCCGAAUACAGAGUCAUCCCUCCUUUUCUGAAAAGCGAACAUCCAAUCCUAUUUCACCUCCGAGGUUGUGCAAGGAACCCUUUAAAAGCGAUCCACAAUACAAACUUAUCCAACAUUUUAUUGACGCUCGGGGACGACUACGGUUGCACGUGCUAGUAGUAUGCAUUUGCAGAUAUAAACUCUUUCCUUUAAGACUUUUAAGAGCACUCAAGUCAUUGAUAGUUUGGGUUCACCGAAUCAAAAAUCUCACAAAAAAUGGCACUGCUGAAUAAUUUCACGACAGCGUGCCUGAGGAAUUUUCAAGGCGACCGGCUACACAAUCAGCUCUUCUUCGUUGUCCGUGCCCUGCAUAAGUCUGCAGCCAGCGAGAGUUAUGGGAUGUCCACAGCUAGAGAAGAAGCCAUGGCCGAAAGAUUGAUCACACCGUCAGAUGCCGGCGUGAAAACUGCAGUCAAGACUUUGAAGGAUAUGCCGGGACCCAGCACCCUGUCCAACCUGGUGGAGUUCUUCUGGAGAGAUGGGUUCAGCAGAAUUCAUGAGAUCCAGGUAGGCUAGUAAUGUCCAUACAUUCCCCUUUAUUUGUUUUAGGGUAUCAGAUACAAUCAACUCAAUGUGCUCUCAGUCACUGGCAAAGUGCCAGUUUAUUCUCAUCCUUUGCCAACUUUGACACCUAUGCGUAAAAUGGCACCAACGUUGCGUAAAAGCGCACCGCAGAAGAUUGGACGCUUGACAGCUUUGAAGUCGACACUAAGCCUCAAAGACUGCAGAAAAGCUACACGAAACAACUCAGAGUGCUUUCUGUACUUACUCAAGCGUUUUGGUCUCAGUCUAUGGGAUAAAAAUCUUAACAUUUUGAACUUAUUAUGGCAGAAACUGGCUGACCACCAAGAGCAAGAGUUAGGAGAGCAAACUAAAGUACUUAGCGUCUGGGGCUGGUUUAGGAUUAACACAAACCAGUGAUAUUAUUGUAAGGACCCAAAUUCUUGACAAAAAAAGAAAGUAAAAUAAUAAAUCACCUCUUCUUCAAAAAAAAUUCAGCACUUUCAAUAAGUUGUAAAUGUGUUUCAAUACAAGUUUGUUUUGACUGUGAUGCUAUGUAAAAUAUUCAAUGUGUAUCUUUAGUCAUUUCCCAUGACCAGAUUAUAAGAGUUUGAUUCUUUUACAGAAAUGUUUGACAUCAUUGUAUCAUUUUCACUUCAAGAAUAGUAUAUAUUUUUGGAAAAUAUUAAAGUAAGGCACUUCAGACAAGAGGUGACAGAGGUCUUCUCCGGUUAAGUCUUCACUAAGUAAGACAUGAUCACCAGUUGAACUGAGCAGGUUAAGUCCAGCUGUGAGAACAAUCUACUACUAUUGUCACAACUUUUAAUAACAUUCAAACUGACAUGACUGGUACAUAAUAAUGUUCAAUUUAAAGAUUAAAUACAUUUUUAAAAAUGUACUCGAGCUUUUAGCUUUUUCUUGUGGUAUUCAACAGAAAAUGCCCGCCUUGUAUAAAUGACGUUAAUCCUUUAUCUCUGAAAUAAGAAAGACCAUGAUGCUUACUUUAUACUUAUUUAUUUUAUACAGGACUUUAAAACAGUGACAUGUGCUGCAUGUGUAAAAUUAAUGGUUUCAAAAAUUAAAGUAUCUGUUUCCCAUAAAUGAACAGAUGGAGCACUGCAAGAAGUUUGGCAAAAUCUUCAAAUCACGUUUUGGGCCCCAGCUGGUGGUCUCUGUGGCAGACCGGGAUCUGGUGGCUGAGGUGCUGAGGGCGGAACGUGAGGCCCCUCAGAGAGCUAACAUGGAGUCCUGGAAGGAGUACAGAGACAUGAGAGGCCGUGCCACAGGCCUCAUCUCGGCGUAAGUCCCCUUUGAACUCUGUGUCUAGAGAGAGAGAGCUCCUUCAAAAAAUGACCUGCAGUUUGACAGCUGAAUUUUCUAGCUUCCACAAGUGUUGAUGGAGUCUGCAAAUAACUUUUUUAUGAUUUAUUUUUAUUCCAUUACAUCUCAACACUCUCCUUUUGUAUGUAUACCCUGACAUUAAGCCUCAUUUGACACAAAACCUGAAGUUUUUAAACCUUGUUUUCUCUAAAUUGAAUGAUUUUGAUCUAUAAUUUGUUACUCCCAAAGUUCAGCUGUGUGAACUUUGCCCUGUUCUGAUUUAUUAGUGAGGGUGAAGAUUGGCUGAAGAUGCGAAGUGUGCUCAGGCAGCUCAUCAUGCGUCCCCGUGAUGUUGCAGUCUUCUCCGAUGAUGUGAACCAAGUAGUAGAUGACCUGAUCAAGAGAGUUUGUAUUCUGCGCACCCAGGAGAUCGAUGGAGCUACUGUUCUCAAUGUGAAUGAUCUCUUCUUCAAAUAUGCUAUGGAAGGUUGGUAACGAUCUCGAAAGGCUCCUUAAGUUACCAUAAUGUUAAAAUGUUCAAAAUAUUAUCAUGACCUUCUAUCAGAUUCUGCUGCAGCUGUAAAUACACUAUAAAAAGUUACUGAAUCUCUGCCCUCUUCUUCUUGUCUUUCUCUCCAGGUGUGGCAGCCAUUUUAUAUGAAUGCCGACUAGGCUGCUUGGAAGAUAAGAUCCCUGAAGACACCCAGGACUACAUCGGUGCUCUUCACCUCAUGUUCAGCUCCUUUAAGACGACCAUGUACGCAGGGGCGAUCCCCAAAUGGCUCCGUCCCAUCAUUCCCAAACCGUGGGAGGAGUUCUGUCACUCCUGGGAUGGCCUCUUCAGAUUCAGUAGGUGUUUUGACUGUUUGAACAUGUAGAGUACAAAAAUACUUUUUUAGCAGACUUUUUUUUUUUCUCCAGUGAACCAUCUGCUGGUAGACUUCUGCAUUAAAAAAAGGAUGUUUCAGAAAUGGGAGAACUCUCAGGAAGCAGAUUAGAAAAAGGAAAUUAAAACUCAUGCUAUGGGGACUCUGUUACGAAACUAACCCGAGCUGAGGUAACUCUGACCAGACCUGUUACAUAUUUUCACAGUCUGAGGGGAACAGACCCUGAUAAGUUAACUAAUCAUCACAUGUAAAAUUGAUCCAGCCUCUCUUAGAGACUCUUGGUCUCUUCCUGUAGUGACCACUUUGCCUUUUAUUGAAUUUCUCCUCUUUACACAAGGGUUCUUUUUGUGUAGUAUCUUUUUGUAAACAGCUGGGACAGAGCGCAGAUCAACCUGAAGUCCUGCUAUUCAUGCUUCCUGUGCUCUUUUAUCUGCAAAGACUUCACGCUGGGAAAAAAAAAAAAGUUUUUCCGGCUAUAAACAUGUUAGAUAAUGUUUUCUCUGUGUAAGUUUUAGAAGCACAAAACACAAAGGCUCAGGUCUACUCAGGGUAGGCAAACUUUUUGAAGAUGAAAAGCCUGGCAUCAAUAGAAAGGAAUGUAGAUUUGCAUAUAAAUCUCUGCUGUUGUACCAGGGGAUUGUGGGAGUAUGGGGUCCCUCUGUUACAUAACCUGUUCUCUCUUCUUUUCCUUCCCCUCACCUCCCUGCUCCUCCUCACCUCCCCUCGUCUGCCCCCUCUCCCCAUUCCCAUUCAUCCCACCUUCUCUCUGUCUCUGUCUAAUAAUCCCAGGCCUUAUUCACGUUGAUAAGCGUCUCUCAGCGAUUAAGGACCAGCUGGAGCGAGGAGAGGAAGUGAAGGGUGGACUACUCACUCACAUGCUUGUUACCAAGGAGAUGACCUUAGAGGAGAUCUAUGCCAAUGUAACGGAGAUGCUUCUGGCGGGCGUGGACACGGUGAGUGUGUUUGUGGGAGUUUGUACAUGUGCAGAGAGGAGGUAAAGUAGUGCGGAGGGGUUGAGGGUUGCACGUGUGUUACUGUCUGAGUGUGUAUGUAUGUGUGUGUGUGUAAUUGAGUCAGUGUUGAGUUUCAGGGGUUGGGUUUCUGGCGCCACAUCUGUGCCUGUGUAUCUGUGCCAGCGUCGGGUCAGAGCAGUGAAUCGAGGGGUGAGAUAGUAUCCCACUGACAAACUUGUUCUCACUCAGAUUUAGUUUCUGGUUGUUUUGUCUCAGACUGUAAGAUCUACAGAGGGGAACAUUUUUUCUCUCCCCCCUCUGCUGUACAUUUGUGGUUUGUGCUGAUAUGUUGACAACUUAUUCUGCUCACUUUUUUUAAGCAAAUCCAGAACAAGGAAAUAGGAGCUUAAUAUCUGGGCCCUGGUUACUUUUGCGUACACCUUCAACAGCAAAAGUCAAGAGAUAAAUAUUUUAAUAUUUAUCCUUCAAUGCUUCCAAAUGUUAAGAAAAGGCCAGUGUACAAUGCCCACCAUGAAAGAUUAUUCAGCUGUCCCACACUCGUCCGGUACAUGUGUGUGAAUUUGCAUUUGUGUGCACACUGCGUGCACAGUCGCUGCCUAAUUUGUUUGGGGUACUGUCAGAUUAAUAAGAGUUAUGGCUGUGGAGUGUUUUGUUCUAAGCUUGGGGCCCACUGGAUAAAAGGGUGUGUGUUUUUGUUAAACUUGUUGCAACGGCCACGUCCCUGCAGGGGGUGGACUUAGCUGAGCCAUUACCUGACCCUGUGGUGCGUUUGCCUUUACUCAGCACACACAAGAGCUGUCAAGACACGUUAGCCACAGCCAGAGUUAUAGCACAGACUGGGCAAAGGUGAGACAAGGGGGGGAGAAUAAGGGAGGGUGGGAUCUGAAGAAGAGGGACGCUGUUAUAAAAUGGCCAAGAUUUGGGAAUCAACGUCACAAGGAGGGAGGAGCGGGGGAUUUGGUGGAUGUUGGAACCAGUGGAUGGAGGGCACAGGGGGGAGCAGCAUGAGAGACAUGUUUGGGUGAGCUUUUGUCAUAUGAUUCCGCUUCGGUUUUGUCUGAGGUGUUGCCAGCAUCGGUCCCAGCUGGGGAUGAUUAGAUGCAUGGUGGGUAGAUGAGCGGGAGAGGGCGGUGACAGAGUGGGAAGGUGGAUUUGUGGGAAAGGGAGGCGGGAGAUGGGGCAGUUAUGAAAUGGCAGAGCAUCUACAGUAUAUAGUUUGAAUACAGGAAAUACGACUGAUUUACAUAUCAAUGCUCUUCUGCCAACGUUGCUGAAGUAAAAAUGUCAUCGGAAAAGGAAGAGCUGGAACAAUGAAGUGGAGAGAUAUCUGAAGUGAGCGUGUUGGAAAGACAGCAGAUGAAAAUGACCAGGGUGUUUGCAGAGGCAGGCCAAAUGCUUUCAACUGAAAAUUCACUCCUCUGGAUUGCCUAACAGGAUUAUUCAAAAUCCUGUUCAUCUUUUGCAACUUUACUGUAAACUACAUGCCAGAAAUAUGCUUCGGGAAUGUCACACUUGAGUCACGUGUGUUUGAGUGAGAAUGGAUGACGGGGUGAGUGAUGUAAGUUGAGGGAUAAGGGGCUGAGAGAGAUAAAGUGCAGCUGGAGGAUUGGACCUCAGUGUCUGAUCAGUAUGUGGAUUUAGUCCCUUCUGUCUCAACACUCCUCACAAUUUCCUAACACUUUCGUAACAACAUAAAAACCCUUGUAUCAGCAGAUAAACUUGUUACAAAACCUCAUCCAAAAAUGGCACACAAAUAUUCAAUACAAAAGAUGAUACUAAGACCCAUAAGGGGGAUCAGUUCUUGAAAGUAUAACAUACCCUCUCUAUUCUCAUAGACAUCUUUCACCCUGUCCUGGGCCACCUACCUGUUAGCCCGAAACCCUGAAGUACAGGAGCAAAUCUUCACAGAAGUGACCAAGACUCUGGGACCUGGAGUAGUCGCCACAGCGGAUGAUGUCUCUCGUCUUCCUCUCAUCAGAGGACUUGUCAAAGAGACUCUCAGGUGAGGACUGAAUGUUCUCUUUCAAGCUUUUUCUUCUCUUGCUGUGAAGGUCUCGGGUUUCUUUAUAUUUUUGUACACUCUUUUUUGGAAAAGUGAAAAAAUAUAUAUAUUAUUUGCCUUUGAUGGAGUAUGUUUAAUUUGCUAUUUCUCUUCUCUUCAAUUAGUCCAUUUCUACCAGGAUUAAGCUUCUUGGAAAGCAUAAUGUUUGGGGCUGUUGAAUAACAAGUCUUUGUGUCUCUCCCUGGGAGCAGGCUUUUUCCAGUUCUCCCAGGAAACGGACGGAUCACCCAAGAUGACUUGGUGGUGGGUGGAUACUUCAUCCCCAAAGGGGUAAGAACAAUACAGACAUGAUACAUGUAAGUUUGGAGUGUGGAUGUGCAGAGGAAAAAGUGGGAAGCAGCCAAAAAAAAUUACAAUAGACUUGGAGGAAACAUGAUCCAGCAUUACUCAUACAUCUGUCUCUUCCUGUCUCCUUUACAGCUGCUUGUACAAUUGCACAGCUGUUUUUCUUACACAACUGACACUGAUCGUUUUUUUUUUCUUUUCUUUAUUAGACUCAGCUGGCUCUGUGUCACUUCUACACAUCGAUGGAUGACGAAAACUUCCCUGAUGCUACAGAUUUCCGUCCAGAUCGCUGGAUAAGAAAGGACUCCACAGACCGUGUUGAUAACUUUGGCUCGAUUCCCUUUGGCUACGGCAUCAGGAGCUGCAUUGGCAGGAGAAUAGCAGAGUUAGAGAUGCAUCUUGCCCUGACAAGGGUAUGACAUGAAUUGAUUGAGAUUUUUGUGUGUUUGUUACUAGCAUGUUUGUUACUGUCCACCACUGACGAUCUGUCAAUCUGCCUGUUUUUGCAGCUCAUUCAAAAGUUUCACAUCGGUGUGUCUCCUCUCACUGCUGAUGUCAGAGCUAAAACCCACGGCCUGCUCUGCCCCUCUGCCCCCAUCAACCUGCAGUUCACCGACAGGAAGAACUAGGCGCCUGUUCUCCUCAACAAGGUUUACGUUAGUGACUGAUUUUAACGCGCUGAUUUUAACGCGCUGAUUUGUUGUUAGAAGUUUUUAAUCACACUGCUUUUGGGACACCUUCCACUGUAUGAUUGUAGAAACUGAGCUGAGACUUCACUUUUAAUCUAAAAAGAAGUGCCUCUCACCGUCUCCUGAUUCUGGGUGAGAAAGAUGCAAAAACGGAUGUAGAUGUUUUGACGAAAGCUAUUCUUUCAUGUUUGUUAUUUGUGCUAAGUGAAAUUACAGUAGUUAAGACUGUUACACCUUUUACUCGCUCUGUUCAAAAUAGUGGGCGUGGAAAAAGAACUUUCAUCUUCAUCUUCAUACAAACACUGUAUCAUUCAUGGCACUGUUUACUCAUGUUUGUAGGCUAAUGUGCGCAUGCAUCAUUAUAUGAUCACAACAUUUCCACCCAUAGUUUGGGGAAGAUUUUCACUGAACUACACUGCGAAUGUUAAGUGGCAACAAUGAAUGUACUGACAGAGUGUUGUUUUUAAGAGGUACAGUAUGUAUAUAAUGAGCUUUAUUUUUGAUUGUGUUUUAAACCAAAAUCUUGUAGCAGAUGUUUUUUUUUUUAGCAGUACAUAGUUUGUUUAUAUUCAGACUGAAGAAGAAACUCUCUCCGCUGAAGUAGCAUUAUUUUAUCCAUUUACAUGACACUAAAGCCUUAGAUUCUUACAGAUAUUUUUUAAAGUGAAAAAUACGAGUAAAACUGUUUUAAAGCUCAAAAUAAUAAACUUAAAUUCUCCCCUUUGUUAACACUAACUGAGGGACUAUACAGAUAAAUUUAAUCAGAAGUAAUAUUUUUGCAACUUUUGAAGUAUCUAUUUUUUCAUGACUUUAUUAAGAUAAAUAAGAUGUUUAAAGUAUUUUUGGUUGAGUGUUGUUAGUGUGAAUGCCAUUAUUGUACCACUGACUUUAUGAGAGGGAUAAUGCAUGUGAAGGGGAAGGGACCAGUUGACAGACCGCGCCAUUAAGAAGGAUUCCAUUAGUUUGCAGGGUAGUGGAAACAUUUUAUGUCUUUGUAUUUAUCUGCUCUUUUUUUUCUGUCUGUACCUUUUCUACUCUACUUCCAGUGAAACUGGGGAAAAAUAAAAAUGAUAUAGUAACAACUUCAUAAA
Xyrichtys novacula (pearly razorfish) is the source of this 8582-nucleotide messenger RNA. Lineage: Eukaryota; Metazoa; Chordata; Actinopteri; Labriformes; Labridae. The record is from the annotation of a GenBank genome assembly.